Malus domestica (apple) is the source of this 3166-nucleotide messenger RNA. NCBI's taxonomy places the organism in Eukaryota, Viridiplantae, Streptophyta, Magnoliopsida, Rosales, Rosaceae. The record is from RefSeq and is a predicted model, not a curated record.
AGAAGGCCGCUCUUAAUUGGGAGUGUCCUGGGACAACCUACUUGUCUGUCCAGCGUGUCCCCACAGCGUAUAAAAAGCCUUCACUCCAAAGCAAAGCGGCGGCGGGAGCAGCAGAGAGUCCCUCCCCACAAAACCUUAAUAAAAAACCCUCGCACUACAACAAAAGGCAACGCCUCCAUUUCCCUUUCGCUGGAAACUUGCCCCACCCGAAACGGCGUCGCACGAACGAUACCAGAAACCCUAGAUAUACAGACAGAGCGAGAGAGAGACUAGAGCAGACGACAUGUCGCAGUCACUAGAGCUCUUGCUGAUACAAUUCCUGAUGCCGGACAACGACGCCCGGCGGCAGGCGGAGGACCAGAUAAAGCGGUUGGCCAAGGACCCUCAGGUGGUUCCCGCGCUCGUAUAGCACCUCCGCACCGCCAAGACGCCGAACGUGAGGCAAUUGGCAGCAGUGCUUCUGAGGAAGAAGAUCACUGGACACUGGGCCAAGCUCUCACCCCAGAUUAAACACCUCGUUAAGCAGUCCCUCAUUGAGAGCAUCACAAUGGAGCACAGUCCGCCGGUGAGGCGAGCCAGUGCCAAUGUGGUUAGUGUCGUCGCAAAAUAUGCAGUCCCGGCUGGAGAAUGGCCGGAUUUGUUGCCCUUUCUGUUUCAAUGUAGUCAGAGUGCACAGGAAGAACAUAGAGAGGUGGCAUUGAUCCUGUUCAGCUCUUUGACUGAAACAAUAGGGAAUACGUUUUGGCCACAUUUCGCAGAUUUGCAAGCUCAAUGCCUGCAGGAUGAGACAAGCAACUGUGUCAGAGUUGCUGCGCUCAAGGCCGUAGGGUCUUUUCUGGAAUUCACUCAUGAUGGGGUUGAAGUGGUGAAAUUUCGGGAAUUCAUACCUAGCAUCUUAAAUGUAUCAAGACAAUGCCUUGCAGCUGGCGAGGAGGAUGUUGCUAUUAUUGCUUUUGAAAUUUUUGAUGAGUUGAUUGAAUCUCCAGCACCUCUUCUUGGUGAAUCUGUUAAAUCCAUUGUGCAAUUCUCUCUUGAAGUUUUUUCAACUCAAAGUUUAGAAUCUAAUACACGUCAUCAGGCAAUUCAGAUAGUUUCAUGGCUAGCAAAGUAUAAAUCCAAUUCCCUCAAAAAGCAUAAGCUGGUCAUCCCUAUUCUGCAAGUUAUGUGCCCAUUGCUUGCAGAAUCAAAUGAUGAAGAUAAGGAUGAUGAUCUUGCUCCAGAUCGAGCUGCUGCAGAAGUUAUUGAUACUAUGGCUUUGAACAUACCAAAGCAUGUUUUCCACCCUAUCUUUGAAUUUUCUUCUUUAAGCAGUAAAAAUGCAAAUCCAAAAUAUCAGGAAGCAUCUGUUACCGCUUUAGGUGAUUCAGAGGGUUGUUUGGAGAUGAUAAAAGAUAAGUUGGAUCCAGUUCUUCAUAUUGUCUUAGGCGCUCUGAGAGAUCCUGAGGAAAUGGUUAGGGGGGCUGCAUCAUUUGCAUUGGGUCAGUUUGCAGAGCAUUUGCAGCCGGAAAUUGUUUCCCACUAUCAAAGUGUACUUCCUUGCAUUUUGAAUGCCCUUGAGGAUGCAUCUGACGAAGUGAAGGAGAAGUCGUAUUAUGCUUUGGCAGCAUUUUGUGACAACAUGGGUGAGGAAAUUCUUCCAUUCCUUGAUCCGUUGAUGGGAAAACUACUGGGGGCCCUCCAUAAUAGCCCUCGUAAUUUACAGGAGACAUGCAUGUCUGCGAUUGGUUCGGUGGCAUCUGCGGCAGAGCAGGCAUUCGUUCCGUAUGCUGAAAGGGUUUUGGAGUUGAUGAAAAGUUUCUUGGUGCUUAGUAAUGAUGAGGAUCUUCGUUCACGAGCAAGAGCUACUGAAUUUGUUGGAAUUGUUGCAAUGUGUGGGGAGGCCCUUUUGGUUUCAUUAUGCAGUGUCACUACAGAUGGAACUAUUGAGUGGGAAGGCCCUUUUGGUUUCAUUAGAACAUGUCUCGACUUUUUCAACAUGUUGGAGGCUUGUGAGAAGACAUUAUUUUUUAUCUAUCACCAAAGACUCGAGGGAUCAAAUUUUGGCAGAUUUGUAGUUGAAAACAUUCCAUACUAUGGUGACAUAUUGCGUGGACUUUACCCACUAUUUGGGGAAUCUGAGCCAGAUGAUGCUGUCAGGGAUAACGCAGCUGGAGCAGUGGCAAGAAUGAUAAUGGUGCACCCUGAAUCUAUCCCAUUGAAUCAGGUACUUCCUGUUUUCUUGAAGGUUCUUCCACUAAAAGAAGAUCGUGAAGAGUCCAUGACGGUGUAUAGUUGCGUCUCUACUCUUGUUUUAUCAUCUAAUGCCCAGAUCCUUUUUCUAGUCCCAGAUUUGGUUAAUGUAUUUGCUCAAGUUGUGGCAUCACCAGUUGAAACUUCUGAAGUAAAAGCACAAAUCGGAAGAGCUUUUGCUCACCUGAUUUCACUCUAUGGCCAACAAAUGCAGCCCCUUUUGAGUAACCUCUCCCCUGCUUAUGCAAAUGCCCUAGCCGCAUUUGUCCCGAAAAGCUGAUUCGGGGUGGGCCAGUGACUUGCCUUCUCGUUGCAUUUGCUCCAGGAAGCUGUUCGAUUGAGCCUGUGGAUUGUGAUUCCUCACCAAUAGUUUCUACCCGCCUUUCUUGCUGAGAUUCUUUUCAACCGUGGUGUGUUGUUCCCAUGUUUUAUAGAUGGGUUGGCUGAAAUCUUGGAGGAGGACAUCGUUCUAUAAGGUGAUCCUCCUCCUAUUACCAUCUCCAUUUUUCAAGGCUGGUGAUACUGCUUUUUCUUCUUCUUCCUUAUUUUCCUGUGGUAUCUUUUUCCCCCCGAAUCUUCUUUCCAUUAUCCGGUCUGCGUUGAGCGUUCGUGUGCAUUCUUUGAUACUUUUAUGUGCGUGAUUUUAUUAUUUGUUUGAGUAUCAUGGUUGUCCGCUGUCAGGUUUCCAUAGGUUUGAAAAUUUCGCCUUUCCCCUCACAGAAUUAGUGAAGAUGAUGCAUACCCAUAGUAUAUCAACGCAGCGUUGUCUAUAAGUUAUUGCUUGCAGAAUCAAAUUGCCAACGGUAAAAUUGGCGCUUUCGAUUUUCGGCAGUCAUAGUAACAAGGUUACUUUUGUGUUAUUUAAGAAAUGUGUUUUGAUAUGUACUAAUUUUCAGUUUGGACUUGAGUAUGGUUAAUUUAUGUUUUUCCAUGGUUA